CAGUGCUUAGAAGAAAUGACAAAAGAAUGAUUGUCGUCAUCGUACGACCAUAUUCAGGUGGUACAGAGAAUUCCAGAGGGGCAAUUUCACUGUGGAGGACGCUGAGAGGGAAGGAAGGCCGCUAACGUCAAGCUGUGAGGAAAAUGCUUGACAAAGACCGAGGAGUGACAUACCAACAGAUAGAGGAGACCUCAAG
Molecule: messenger RNA, 196 nt
Organism: Acanthoscelides obtectus
Lineage: Eukaryota; Metazoa; Arthropoda; Insecta; Coleoptera; Chrysomelidae
Source: the annotation of a GenBank genome assembly